Messenger RNA from Gadus macrocephalus (Pacific cod), 10602 nucleotides. RefSeq names its product RAN binding protein 2 (gene ranbp2). Gene Ontology annotation, biological process: protein peptidyl-prolyl isomerization; NLS-bearing protein import into nucleus. The transcript has 30 exons. The coding region runs from base 165 to 10004 and encodes 3279 amino acids. Gene Ontology annotation, molecular function: protein binding; GTPase activator activity; peptidyl-prolyl cis-trans isomerase activity. NCBI's taxonomy places the organism in Eukaryota, Metazoa, Chordata, Actinopteri, Gadiformes, Gadidae. The record is from RefSeq and is a predicted model, not a curated record. Gene Ontology annotation, cellular component: cytoplasm; nuclear pore.
UUGCUGCCAUUUGCUGUUACGAGACUGCGCACUGUCACCAUGAUGGCGGAAGAGCUAUUGAGGCAGUAACGAUUUGAGAAAUUACGACCACUAUUUCUAAUUAUCCUUCAACAAUACCUUCUGCCACACAUUAGUAUAGAGCUCUAACAUCCAUUUCCGAAGCCAUGAGGCGAAGUAAGGCUGAAGUGGAUCGCUAUAUCUCUUCAGUACACAGUUCGUCCCCUUCGCUCAAAGAGAAGCCAAUCAAAGGCUUUUUAUUUGCCAAGCUGUAUUUUGAGGCGAAGGAGUAUGAACUUGCUAAAAGACAUGUGUCCGAGUAUCUUAAAAUCCAAGAGAGGGACCCCAAAGCACACAAAUUCCUUGGUCAGCUCUUUGAGAAAGAGGGAGAAGUUGACAAAGCAGUUGGAUGUUAUAAGCGGUCAGUGGACCUGAACCCAGCACAGAAGGACCUGGUUCUGAAGGUGGCUGAGUUGCUGUGCAGUAAGGAUCCAACUGACAGCAGGGCAGAGUUCUGGGUGGAGAAGGCCAACAAGCUGCUCCCUGGUAACCCCGCUGUCUUCAACCUCAAGGAGAAGCUGCUCAGCCGUCAGGGCCAACAGGGAUGGAACCGCCUUUUCGAUCUUCUGCAGUCUGAGUUAGCGGUGCGCCCAGCCGAUGUCCACGUGAACAUAAAGCUGGUUGAGCUGUACUCUAAAGAUGGCCGCCUGGACGAGGCUGUGGAGCACUGCUUGAGCCAUGAGAAAAAGGGCCAGCUACGCAAAAGUCUGGAUUGGAACUCCGUGGUGGCCGACACACUGCAGGAAUACCUGGCCCAGCCCGGUGUCUCCAACAAUGAAAAGCUGUGUCGUCGCCUUAAAGGAGAGCUGCUUCUGGCCCACUGCAACCUGUUGAGACUCAAACUAUCAGUCAGUGGAGUGCUGCCCGCACUUGAUGCCCUGAGAAGUUUUGAUGAAGCCAUGCGGUCUGUGAGUGCCACAGCAGGUGGCCAGACAGACGAGCUGUGCGAGGUGUUUGGAGAAAUGCGAGCUCACCUUUACCUGCACACUGGUACCCUCCUACUGAAAAUGGCCCAAGAGCGUGAGCAGAACUGGAGAGCUGUGACCGACUUGGCCACCCUCUGCUUCCUGUUGUCUUACCAGGUGCCCAGACCAAAGCUUAAACUUACUAAAGGAGAUCAGUUGGCGCCCCAGCUGUUGGAGCUGAUGGCCAACGAUAGACAGAGCCAGGCUGGGCACAUGCUGCUCAACCUCGGCUCGGACCCACAGACCUUUAUCACCGAGGUGGUGGAAGCAUUUGGUAAUCGCAUCGGGCAGGGCUCUCUUUUUGAGCUCCUGUUUGGAGAGCAGUCCUCCACAAGUGCCUCCUUCAUGGCCAAUGAUGACUUCGGUUCCAUCAACACACAAGUCCCAGAAUUCUCUCAGCUGGCUAAGUGGGACAAUGGUUCCAUCAUGCUCCAUGGAGGAGACUUGCAGCACCUGAGCUGGCUGGGCCUGCAGUGGACCUUGUUGGCCCAGAGGCCAGCCCUGCGAGAGUGGCUCAAGCAGCUCUUCCCAAGACUCAACCUGGAAACAUCCAAGCUUGACACCAAUGCUCCCGAGUCCAUCUCCCUGCUGGACCUGGAGGUGUUUGUGUGCGGGGUGGUCUUCUGCUGCCAUAGCCAGCUCCAGGAGACCGCUAAGAUCAGCUGUGUCGGCCAGCAGCCGCUCAGCCAGCCCCGAUGCCUUCCUCUUCCUCUACUGCGCUCCCUGUCCACCGAUCGGCAGAGGGAGUGGUGGGAUGCCAUCUACAGUCUCAUCCAUAAACAAGCCCUAACUGGCACGUCAGCCAAGCUGCGUAUGGUUGUGCAGCAUGGUCUGAGUUCACUCAGAGCAGGAGAGAAACACGGCUUGCAGCCAGCACUCGCUAUUUCCUGGGCUCAACAUCUCAGCCAGAUGGGCAUGGAGGUGAACUCAUACUAUGACCAGAAGGAAUACAUUGGCCGUAGUGUCCACUACUGGAAGGCUGCUCUUCCUCUCUUGGACAAGAUCAAAAACAGGCGAAGCAUACCAGAACCCCUUGACCCCCUCUUCAUUCAUUUCUCCAACAGAGAUAUCCAGAUCUCAAUUGUGAAGGGCUAUGAGGAAGAAGCCAUGAUAGGAUUUGCGUCUCUCUUGGACGUAGAGGGUAAGACGGAAGAAGCCAUUUCCACCCUGGAAACGAUCAAUAACGUGUCAUCUUCCUGGCAUCUUGCACGGAUCUACCAAAGGCUGUCAGAGGAGGCAGGCAGUGGGGUAGAGGAGACACAAGACCGGUGUAUCAUGUUCCUCAAGAAGUUCAGAACUUACCUGUCGAAGAUCUACCAUUCAGAUGACCUGGAGCAGCUGCCGAUAUCCAUGGAAGAUGUGAUGGACCUCUUGAAUGAGGUGAAUCAGCAGCUGGAAGAGAUUGGUGAGAUUGCAGAGGAGAAAGAGGAGAAGGGAGGAGCCCGAAGAGCACCAACCCGGUCCACACCAGAAACUACCGCAACUUUCUCCCGCAUCAACUUCCCAACCACGUCGCCUAAUAAAAGCACAGUUUCUCCCUCCAAAAUACACCUGAUGUCUCCUAAGACACCACCGCAUUGGGUCGAGGAUCAAAAGUCUCUGCUACAGAUGCUCUGCCAGCAAGUAGAAGCUCUCAAAAAUGAGGUCCACGAUCUGAAGCACAAUUCUAGUGGGAACCUUGGCUCCCCUCAUCAUCAGAUGUAUGGGGACAGCUAUGGAGCCGACGGCCUACAAGAGCCCUACACCCCGGUACCGUCCUUUCAAGCACCACAAUUAACAGAUGCUACCACAGGGCAGUCUGGGUACUACAACCAGUCUCCAGUUUAUAACUCUCAAUAUCCACCUCGCACAUCAGCAAAUGUGACCCCCACAAAGGGUUCCAUGUACAACAUGAAUCGUAUGCCCCCACAACCGCAUAUGUAUUCCUACCAGCAGCCGAACCACACACCACCAAUGCAACCUGCACUGCCCUGCGUCUACCCCCCACAAGAACAAGUUUUCGGUGCACCUCUUCGCUUUGAGUCACCAGCAACCAACCUUCUCUCGCCGUAUAGUGAGGAACAUUACAAUCGUGGUGUAACUCAGCCAACAACCAACCUGCCCCUCCCUGAGCCUGGUUACUUUACCAAACCCUCUCCGGUUACCGUUCAACCAAAGAGCAUUGAGGGGAAAGCAAUGGAUUUUGGGAAAAUCUCUUUUGGCCAAAUAGCAUUGACUGACAUCCCAAAGGUUCCUAGUCUUGUUGCUGGGCCAACUAGUCAAACUGCACAAUCUUCAGAUUUCAAAUUCAACUCUAAUAAUUUCAAAUCCAACGACGGAGACUUUACCUUCUCUGCUUCUCCAGCCAAGCACAGUGAGAGUCUGCUUGGGCUGCUGACUUCGGAUAUUUCCACUAAAACAGACUUUGAGCAGAAGCCUGGGACUCAGGAUCAAUCCACUAGCCAAGGGAGCAUCUUCACAUUUGGAACUAAAAAUCUUUCUGGGUUCAGUUUCGCAAGUGCAACAACAAACACUGGAAUUCCAGGCGCAUUUGAAAAAGUUGAGAAGCCAUUUAGUUUUGGGGAUGUCAACAAGCCUAUAGAUGAAGUUGAAAAGCAACCUCAAGUCGAGCAAAAUCAGCCACUGGAAAGUGACAAUGACAGCACCCAGUUAGAGGAUGAUGAUGAUGGUCCUCAUUUUGAACCAAUUGUACCUCUGCCCGAUAAGAUAGAUGUCAAAACAGGUGAGGAAGAAGAACAGGAAUUGUUCUGUAAUAGGGCCAAGCUGUACCGUUUCGAAAUGGAGACAAAGGAGUGGAAAGAGCGGGGUAUUGGAAAUAUAAAGAUUUUAAAGCAUAACAUUUCAGGAAAGGUGCGAAUCUUAAUGAGGAGAGAACAAGUCCUUAAGAUCUGUGCCAACCACUAUAUCAACGCUGAUACCCUACUUAAACCCAAUGCUGGCUCAGAUAAGUCAUGGGUCUGGAAUGCCAUUGAUUAUGCAGAUGAGCAGCCCAAACCUGAACAACUAGCCAUCCGCUUCAAAACUGCGGAGGAGGCAAUGCUUUUCAAAACAAAGUUUGAUGAAGCUCAACAAAAUGUGCCCAAGUCACCAACAAAGCAUUGCUUGCAGGAAAAGAGAGACGUGGGCUAUAAACUGAAUGAAACCAAAUCAUCAUUUGGAGCCCAGUUUGCACUUAAGGACGGGGAAUGGGACUGCAAUGUUUGCUAUGUGCGAAACAAGCCCAAAGAUAUUCAAUGUGUAGCUUGUCAGACCAAAAAUCCACAAACUGUGUCAGAACCAGGAGGAACGACAGUCACUGACUCCAAACCACCACCCCCACUUGGAGGACCAACAGCAGCAAGUAGCUUCACUUUCAAAUUUGGCACUGAGUCUUCAAAGAAUAGUUCUAGCACUCCAUUUUCAGGAUUUGGGGCAUUCGGUUCUUCUAAUCCUCCAUUUUCAUUUGUUACCAGUGGUCAAACCCUGGCCGAUACUGGAACCAGUGCAUUUGGAGCUCAGUUUAAUAAGAAGCAAGGUCAAUGGGACUGUGAUGCGUGUUAUGUAAGAAAUGAGUCGGCCUCAAACAGUUGUGUUGCCUGUCAAGCACCUCAUUCCUCAACAGCAUCAGGUGUCAAAAAACCAUCAGAAACCGCUGGUCCACCUGCAGAAACAGCAGCUGCCCCAACCACCGAGUCUCAGAGCUCUGCGUUUGGCUCGAGUUUUGGAAGCCAAUUUGGGAUGAAGGCAGGUCAAUGGGACUGUGAUGCAUGUUAUGUAAGAAAUGAGUCAUCAUCGACGAGUUGUGUUGCCUGUCAAACUCCUCAGGCCUCAGCAGCUGCCGUUGACUCAGGAACAUUCGGUCCACCUGCACAAAUGGCUGUUGACCCAACCAGCAAGCCCCAGAGCUCUGCGUUUGGAUCGAGUUUCGGUAGCCAAUUUGGGAUGAAACAAGGUCAAUGGGACUGUGAUGCAUGUUAUGUGAGAAAUGAGUUCUCAUCCAAGAGUUGCGUUGCCUGUCAAACUCCUCAGGCCUCAGCGGCAUCAGUUGUCUCUCAAACGGCAGGCCCACCUGCACAAAUGGCAGCUGCCCCAACCAGCAAGCCCCAGAGCUCUGCGUUUGGAUCGAGUUUUGGUAGCCAAUUUGGGAUGAAGGCAGGUCAAUGGGACUGUGAUGCAUGUUAUGUGAGAAAUGAGUCCUCAUCGACGAGUUGUGUUGCCUGUCAAACUCCUCAGGCCUCAGCAGCAUCAGUUAUCACAGAAAAAGCAGGGCCACCUACCCAAAUAAAAGCUGCCCCAACCACCAAGCCUCUGAGCUCUGCGUUUGGCUCGAAUUUCGGUGGCCAAUUUGGGAUGAAACCAGGACAGUGGGACUGUGAUGCAUGUUAUGUAAGAAAUGAGUCCUCAUCCAAGAUUUGUGUUGCCUGUCAAACUUCGAAUCCCUUAUCCAAAACGACUUCCCCUACAGCUAAAGCACCAUGCCCUACUUCAUCACUGGGAGCCAUGUUUGCUAAGAAAGUUGGGGAGUGGGACUGUGACACUUGUUUGGUCAGGAACAAUGCGUCGGUCAGUCAAUGUUUGUCCUGUCAGACGGCUAAUCCUAACCAAAGUACUAGUGGCCCUGGUACUUCAAUAGGCAUCAGUAGCUCAACAUUUAGCUUUAGUUUUGGAGAUAAAACUGCAUCGAGUCAAUCAGCUGUAACUACCUUAACUUCUAGCUUUGGUAGCAGCAACGGUUCUUCCUUUAAGUUUGGAGUGCCCCAUUCAGAAAUUCCUGUUACUACUGCUUCAAGCUUUUCAUUUGCAUUGCCCAUCCAAGCUGGGGGAUUCAAGUUUGGGGCUCAAGAAACUACAAAUGUAGUAUCUGCGAUGAAAACUGGACCAGUGACUGCUUCUACAGUCCUCAAAAACUUAGCGGACCAACACAAAGAAACAAUGUCUACACAAUCUAUUGAUGGAACUAAGGAAGACGAAAAUGCACUAUUUACUGGUAGGCAUGAUGCAUUCAGUUUUGCAGCCUUGGCCACCUCUUCUAGUGGGGACUUUCAAUUUGGCCAGAAUGAUCCCUCUUUUAAGGGCUUCUCUCGUGCUGGCGAAAAUCUGUUUUCAUCCAACCAGGGGUCUCCAAGCAAGGUAGGCUCUUCAGCUGCCCAGGAAGAGGACAUGUACAAGACGGAGGAGAAUGAUGACAUACAGUUUGAACCUGUUGUUCAGUUGCCGGAAAAGGUUGAUCUGGUGACGGGAGAGGAGGAAGAGCAGGUUCUCUACUCCCAGCGUGUUAAGCUGUUUCGUUUUGAUACCGGCCUAAGCCAAUGGAAAGAACGGGGCUUGGGUGUCCUCAAAUUUCUCAAAAAUGCCUCUAAUGGCAGACUCAGAGUUUUAAUGAGAAGAGAGCAGGUCCUGAAGGUAUGUGCCAACCACUGGAUCACCACCACAAUGAAUCUCAAGCCUCUAGCAGGGUCAGACAAAGCAUGGAUGUGGUUAGCAAAUGAUUUCUCGGAUGGAGAUGCUAGACUAGAACAGCUAGCAGCCAAGUUCAAAACACCAGAGCUAGCAUCGGAGUUCAAGCAAAAGUUUGAAGAGUGCCAGAGACUCCUACUAGAUAUCCCAUUGCAGACACCACACAAGCUUGUUGAUACUGGCAGAACAGCCCAUCUCAUUCAGAAAGCUGAGGAAAUGAAGACUGGUUUAAAAGAUUUAAAAUGUUUCCUGACCGAUGGGAAAACUAAACUCUGUGAUGAAAGCGCAGCAAACCUCACACCAUCUAGCAAUGUGAUGGGGCUGACCGUGAAGCCCCACACUGAAGGCACAGGUCCUGCUUUGGAAUGGGAUAACUACGAUCUUAGAGGAGAACCUUUAGAUGACUCUGCUGACACUUCUGUGUAUGCUUCUCCUCUAGCAAGCAGUCCCGUUAGAAAGAACCUAUUUCGAUUUGGAGAAUCCACCAGUGGUUUUAGCUUCAGUUUUCAGCCUGGCAUCAGCCCUUCCAAGUCUCCUGCUAAGCUCAAUCAGAGCGGAGUGUCAGUGGGCACUGAUGAUGAGCAGGAUUCAACUCAAGAUGAGGACAAAGAUGGUCAGUACUUUGAACCCAUUGUACCCUUGCCUGAUCUUGUGGAGAUUUCCACAGGAGAGGAAAAUGAGCAGGUGGUCUUCAAUCACCGGGCUAAACUGUACCGUUACGACAAAGACCUUAACCAAUGGAAGGAGAGGGGCAUCGGAGAAAUCAGGAUCCUGCAGAACUAUGACACUAGACGAGUGAGGCUUAUCAUGAGACGAGAUCAGGUGCUCAAGAUUUGUUGCAACCACUGGAUUACAACAGCAAUGAAGCUAGAAUUGAUGAAAGGAUCUGAGAAGGCCUGGGUGUGGAGUGCUUUAGACUUUACUGAUGCUAAAGAUGGAAGAGUUGAACAAUUGGCUGUGAGGUUCAAACUACAGGAUGUAGCAAAUUCAUUCAAAGAGGUAUUUGAGAAGGCCAAAAAUGCACAGGAUAGUGAGACACCAAUGACCCCAGUGACUUCAAGUGUGGCCACUCCUCAGGAAACAAUGCCAGCCAUGACUACACCUACACAAGUAUGUGGAAAAGAAGCGAUUGCCAUCCUGGAAGAAGCAAUUAAAGAGCGCACAGACCUGAUUUCCGACAGUCAGCCAUUGACAGCUAUAACUUGCAGCCCUUCAAACCCUAUGAAGAUGGUGGUUUCUCCCCCCAAGUUUGUCUUUGGUACAGAUACCCUCCAAAAAAUCUUUGGCCCAACCAAGUCUUCUCCAGAGCCCGAAAUAAAUUCAUCUAACUCCAGGACCGAAGAUAACCUCAAUGUGUCCCAGUCAUCUGCAUCCCCUGCAUUCAAAAUCCCAGAGAAAGGAUUGGAUUUUAGGCUUUUCAAAGAUAAUCCAAUGGCUUUUUGGACCACCACAUCGUCCUUCCAAUUUGAGUCCCCAGUACCCAGUUCUGCUGAAGGAAGUAGUGAAAAUUGGGUCUCUGAUGUUGAGGUGGUGUACAUGAGGGAGCCUACGCCUGAGCAGGCAGCGUUGGCCAAGAGUUUACUUCUGCCACUGACUUUCUUCUGCUACAAGAACGAACCAAGCUACACCAGCGACGAUGAAACUGAUGAUGAAGACUAUGAAUCUGCUGUGAACUCCUUAAACGGAAAGCUCUACCCUGACCCAACGGAGAGAGGAGCCACAGCAUCUGAUGAUCCAGACUGCCAGGUGGUCUGGGAGAAGAAGCCUACGCCAGAAGAGGAGGAGAAGGCAAAGAGCCUACAACUCCCCCCAACCUUCUUCUGUGAACUGGGCACCAGUGAUUCAGAGGGAGACAAGGCUGAGGAGUUUGAGACAGAGGUCCGCAAAGUACAAGAGGCACUGAUUGCCGAGGUGAAGUCUUCCACUGGUGCUUCAGAGACGUUGCCUUCAGGCCAGCUGUCCGGUACGGAGGAUGCAGGCAGCACAAGGGAUGCAGUCAGCACAGGGGUCGCAGUCAGCACAGGGGACGCAGUCAGCACCGGGGACGCAGUCUGCACCGAGGACGCAGUCUGCACCGAGGACGCAGUCUGCACCGAGGACGCAGUCUGCACCGAGGACGCAGUCUGCACCGAGGGCGCAGUCAGCACCGAGGGCGCAGUCAGCACCGAGGGCGCAGUCUGCACCGAGGGCGCAGUCAGCACCUUGGCACAAGGGGAGGCAAUCUCUGAUCAGGCAUCCGAGGCCCAGAAUACUGUCCCAAGCAACGGUUGUCCCAUCGAUCUCUCAACAAAGAAAAGCAAAGAUUCGGACUCGACUGUUGAUGCUGCAACUCCUUCACUUGCCAAUAUCUUCAGCACUACUAGUCAAGACAUCAACUUCGGCUUUAACACGCUCGGAGGCGGAAGCUUCUCCUUCGCAGAACUUGCACAAAACACUGGAGAUGGAGAAUAUGCCUUUGGAUCGAGAGACACCAACUUCUCCUGGGCAAAUGCUGGAGCCUCUGUGUUUGGUGGUGCAGCCAAACCCAAGAAAAACGGCGAGGAGGGGGAAGGGGAUGAAGGGGAGGCUGCCGAUGAAGUGGACAUUCACUUCGAGCCCAUAGUGUCUCUGCCAGAGGUGGAGACCAAGUCGGGUGAGGAGGACGAGGAAAUCCUGUUCAAGGAGCGCACCAAGCUGUACCGCUGGGACCGCGGGCUCAACCAGUGGAAGGAGCGCGGCGUGGGAGACAUAAAGAUCCUCUACCACCCCGCCAAGGGCACCUACCGCGUCAUCAUGAGGAGAGAGCAGGUGCUGAACGUGUGCGCCAAUCACAUCAUCACUCCCAUCAUGGAGCUCAAGCCCAUGAACUCGUCGGCCAACGCUCUGGUCUGGACCACCACCGACUAUGCAGAGGGCAAUGCUAGUGUGGAGCAGCUGGCAGCCAAGUUCAAGAACGCAGACCUAGCUGAAAAAUUCAAGAAGACCUUUUUGGAGUGUCAGCAGCGGUUGAGUCAGCCCAGUGAGGACGCCACCUUGCAGACGUUGUCCCGAGCCCAGGAACAUUCCCGGGACACCAAUCCCCGGGUUUUCCUGACCCUCGCCGCUGAUGACGAGACCCUCGGCACCAUCGGCGUGGAGCUGUAUUCCCACGCUGUCCCAAAGACGGCAGAGAACUUCCGGGUGCUCUGCACGGGAGGCAAGGGCUUUGGUCUGAAAAACUCCAUCUUCCACAGGGUUAUACCCAACUUCAUGUGUCAGGGAGGUGACUUCACAAACCACGAUGGAACCGGCGGAAAGUCCAUCUACGGUGGACAGUUUGAAGAUGAGAACUUUGACAUCCGACACACGGGCCCGGGCCUCCUGUCCAUGGCGAACCGCGGUCGGGACACAAACAACUCCCAGUUCUUCAUCACUCUGAAGAAGGCCGAGCAUCUGGACUUUAAACACGUGGUGUUUGGCUGGGUUCACGAGGGCAUGGAGGUGGUGCGGGCGAUGGCUGAGCUGGGCUCUGCGUCCGGCAAGUCCAGCAAGAAGAUAAGCAUUGUGGACUGUGGACAGGUUUCAUAGACAUUGAUAACUAAUAUGGUGAAAAACACUUGAGCACAGGAAACUCUAAAUGUCAUAAUGAUUUUCUCAAUCAACUCCCCGGGAAUCUGAAGUUAAAUGCUAUAAUAAGAGCAUGUGAUGAUUGUUCUUUCUCUUAUUCAGUCCUUUAAUGCAGAUUGUUUCUUGCCCUCCUUUUUUAAGCUGGACUGGAGUAGUCCAAUCGUUCGUACUGAUCAUAUUGGCGAAGGUAUAACGAGGCAGCCUUUUGUUAGAGGCCGGUGUUGUUGCUGGGUUGCACUUAGGUUUUACAUUACAUGUCACCUUUUAAGGGAAGUUGUUGUACAAAUAUGUAUAGUUAUUUUCCUGUUUUCAGAGGUAGCAUUGAUAAUUCACCAUGCACCAUAUUUUCCUGAUGUCGUGUUCCUUUUUUUUAAUGCUGACUUUCUAUAUGACUUGUUUUGCCUGUCCCUGUUUCUGUAAGAAAGAUGGUUAUACCUAAGGCUACAAAAUUCCUGCAUUGUAACGGGACAGACAGAACCGGAUUUACCCUAAAGAUAUCAAGUAAAAAGGGUGCUUCUCGUACUGAGAUGAAGAAUUGAAUAAAGUUGCUAUAAUUGUU